Messenger RNA from Nematostella vectensis (starlet sea anemone), 3678 nucleotides. RefSeq names its product alpha-1B adrenergic receptor. Gene Ontology annotation, biological process: G protein-coupled receptor signaling pathway. Gene Ontology annotation, cellular component: membrane. NCBI's taxonomy places the organism in Eukaryota, Metazoa, Cnidaria, Anthozoa, Actiniaria, Edwardsiidae. The transcript has 3 exons. The record is from RefSeq and is a predicted model, not a curated record. Bases 2077 to 3027 code for a protein of 316 amino acids. Gene Ontology annotation, molecular function: G protein-coupled receptor activity.
GCUCAUGUGAUUGCACCUGUCGAAGACCCAAUACGUCCGUUAAGGCUCCUUACAGGCGGAAAUAAGACAAGGCCCUGACAGGAUGACAUUUUGACACAAACAUCUGGUUGAUUCUGACCGGAAGAGAGCUUUCGGAUGUCACCAAAAGAGUAAACAGCGGUGCAUUAUCAACGGUGCGCGGCCAAUAUUUGAAGAACGCGCGACUUAUGCACGAACAUUUUGAAAUAAAAAAUGCUUACAGAUUCUCAGUUUUAUCACGGCGGGUUUCGCACCGCGAUAAUAACUGCAUCAUUGACACACGAAUUUUCACGUGCUGUCCUCUGUUUCUUCGAUCCUUAUCGUCCUAGAAUCAGUUUUUUAAGGUGAUUUGUGAUGCACCAACAAAGGCAAUUAUAAAGAAAAUAACGUUAUUUCUAGGAUAAAUGAGAGCGUUUAAAACCAACGCUUCUGAUUAGCCGAGCGGGCGCAAACCAAGCCCAAAACAAACUGUACUAAUGUACUUGCUUCACACAGCCUGGACAAAUAAAUGAAGGCUUUUUACAGUCAGAGAUAUUUACGGUAAAGAUGAAUUGAUUACUUAAGACUUCUGCUUGUAUCAAAUGUUUCUAAUUUCCAUUUGUUUUCUUUUAAAUAAGAUCUUAAUGUAGGGCCAUUUCCGUUUGUUAUUUAGAAGUUGGUAAUUUGUUCUUUUGUCGUUAAGAAUAAAAAUCGGCCCGUUUUUAAAUGUGCGUAUCUUAAACUCUGAUCAAAUAGGUGAUUUUAGAAAGUGCAUCUUAUCAUUUAUAUUUGCUUCGAUCUCUAAUCACAAGGGACCGCCAAACUCAGGUAUGAAUCACGACUGCGAGUGAGUCUAAUGAGCGCGCACAUCUUCCAGCCGCCAGAAAAAUAAACUUUUCUUAUUGAACUGUUGAAUAACCACCAAUAAUGCUUUAUUUUUUUUUACAUAUUAUUUAUGCUUUAUUUCUUUUUACAUAUUAUUUAUGCUUUAUUUCUUUUUACAUAUUAUUGCUGCGACGCAGGAGCAGCAUACUAAUCUUGACAUCGCUUUUUAAAACGCUCUUUAGAGUUUCUUUUUAGAGCACAUUUCAGUAGGUUUGGAAAAAUGUUCACUCGUCAGUUACUUGGGACGAGUUACCACAGCUUUCAAAGAGUGUUAAAGGAGAAUUUAAUAACAGUUUCAGACCGAUUUUGCCGACUUAUUUUGAGCCGGGUCGAAAGCGUACCACAAAAUUGGACACUAAACAAGCAAAACGAGCAUCCUAACUCAAUGCCUAAAUACUCUAGCUCACUUGGCUAUGGACUGUACGGCGUUUGGGAAAACUUAUCAGUUCAAAACAAUGACCCAAUGCCUUCUAGUAAUUGCUGAAGAGCAUGCAACAAGUUUUAGCAAACCCAAGUGAUGCUAAAAAUUGAAAAACACCUUGACAGAGAAGCUAAUACUGUAAAACAAUCAAAACAGAUUAUUAUAUCGUUUUGUUCAUAAAUCCAGGCUGUUGUGUUGUUUUAAAAACUGACCAAACAGGACGGGGAGGAAAUGGAUAAGCAAAAAAAAAAAAACCCUACCAAUCAUGACUCUGGAUAAAAAAUAGAGACUAAUAUAUUGCCAAAUUCUCUAACAAUUAGCCUACCUUAUGUUUAUUGGUAUUUUUAGCGAAGAAAAACUCAGCGAGAUGCGAUAAGCUGCCGCCAUCUUUGUGUUUGUUUCAAAAUGACAGAAACAAGAUGAGUAGCAGGGGUAAGACCACGGGCGCAAGGAAUUCAACAUCCCAAAUAAAAUUUAAGAUUGUGCCAGCUAUUCAAAUCUCGAUAACAAAAAAACGCCUAAAGAUUCGUGAUAAGUGUUAUACGGGAUUGCUAAAUGGUGCAGACAGUAGGAUGGCCAGAAAGCCUUUUACGCCAGCAAUCAAACUCGGCUGGUCACUCGUCCUAAAGUGCCGCUACAGAAUAUAACCCUCUUAGUGCAAAGUAAUUGCGCCGCGAGUCAACAACGCAAGAGGUGCUUAACUUGUAUCAGAAAACUGAAUCGGCCGCUCCGGGCAAACAAACAGAGGCUUAAUACAUCCAUAAUAUACUGGUAUGUUUUACGAGGGAUAUUGGUUCGAUACUAGUCUAACGAGUACCGUUGCGUACUUUAUUAUCUCUUUUGUGACUAUAUUGGGAAACAUCCUUGUCUUCGUGUCGUUCCACCGAGAUCCCUAUCGACAACUCCGCUCAUUACAGAACUACUUUAUUGUCAACCUUGCAGUUUCUGAUCUUUUCAUGGGUACGCUUGCGGAAUGGCUUCUCAUCGCCACGUACUGGGUAAACCUCCCCGAUGUUUUUUUCGCCCACUACCUUGGAGCUAUAAUCUCAGGGAUUUCCUCGCUCUUGAACAUGACCGCGUUGUCUAUUUACCGAUAUUUCGUCGUCAAGAACCCUCUAACGUACCACGAUAUUAUCACACGUAAGCGCGUUAUUGCGGCGAUUGUCGCCGUCUGGAUAUACACCUUUCAUUUGAUCCUUCUCCCUUUGUCCGGGUGGCAGUCGGAGGGGUACCAGAUCUACUUGUACUCUCUCGGCUGCGUCUUACCCAGCUGUGUGAUAUUCGUGACUUAUUUCGGUGUCUUCAUCACCAUUCGCGCGCACACCAAGAAUCUUAAGACCACCGCGAACUCACAGAACUCAGCGCUCAAAAGCGCGGUGAAUCGCGAGAAGGCGACGACAAAGACAAUGCUGAUUUUACUCGCAGUCUUCGUUGUGUUCUGGUUUCCGUUUCUCGCUAUUGAUAUCGUGAUGGUGCAGUGCAUACCGUGCCGCGAGAGUCACUCGUUACACGUCGCGCGAGACGUGGCGCUCACGUUUACGUACUUCAGCUCUGGGAUCAAUCCGCUUUUGUACGCGUGGAGGGUACAGCAGUUUAGGCGCGCGUUCAUACGCGUGCUAGGACUCAAAAAGUUGAACUGUUGGUCUAAAAAUAGAGUCGGGAAUAAUAUGCGCAAUGCACAGACCGUAAUAGAGCGUGAUCCGCGCACAGCAUGGGUCACGUGAUUUGGUGUGGCAUUUUAAACGGGAUUCGACAUUAUAGACAAGGCGUUACGACAUGGUGCGACUUUAUACGACAUUAGCGUACGUGCGUCACACGAGAAGUGUAGUCAUAAUAAGGCAUUAUAGUCCAAAAGAAUAUUCAGUCAGAUAUUACGACAUGGUACGAGAUUAUACGACAUUGCGUACAUGCGUCACACGAGAAGUGUCGUCAUAAUAAGGCAUUAUAGUCCAAAAGAAUAUUCAGUCAGAUAUUACGACAUGGUACGAGAUUAUACGACAUCGUGCGACAUCACUCGAAAUUGUGUAACGUACUGCCUCCUUUAUGCGAGUUUGGUAGGAGCAGCCCAUCACUAGGACAACGAAUCAACAAAAGGGAUAGCGUGUUAUUUUUACCUAGCCUUUCAGAGCCUCUCUAGCAAACUUUUUGAUAAUCUUCCUUUGAACUUUGAUCUUUACAAUUUAAAUCUAGAGGCAAAAGGGCAAUAUAGCAAUUAAAAAAAGCAUCAAAUAGCAAUUUCUUAGAUCUUAGCAGCAGCAUACUUUAGUAAUUUAGCACACGGUCCAACAACUGUUAUAUCAAAAGUCAAAGCAUCAAAGGGCUGUUAAAGAAAACAAAUCAAAUAUCAUAUAAAAAUAUAUAUUAUAGUAUCAACA